UAGAUCAGAACUUAUAGCAUUUUCCGUUUUAAAGCGUUUACUAUGGUGGUUUUAAGCAAUAUCUUAAAUCUAGUGACAUCAUCGUGACAAUAGUCACACAAUUUCAUAACAACGAAACACGUAAUUCAGAAGAUAUUAAAAUGGGCACUUUCUGCUCCCCCAUGCUAAAUAGGAUUAAUAUAGGAGAAUUUUAUUUUUCGGCGUAAUUGUCAUUCUUAAGCAACCCUUCCAACAUUCUUCUGAAGGAAAUUAUUUACCGUGUAUUUUGUCUAUACAGGAAAUUAUAGACCUGAAUAAAAGUAAUCUUUGCCAUGCUUCGAAAAACUUAAACAUUCGUAAACUUUCACCUGCGGGGUAAGAAUUGUUUUUAAAAAUCAACGCCCCUAUUCACCUAAAAGCUUUUUAUAUUAUUUAGAUAACCAUUCACCUCGGAUGAUUGUUAAUCUGGUCUUGAACAACGACACAGAAGGAAUAAAGUGUCUUAUAAACGACCAACCAGGAAUUCUCACUACGACAUUCGGUAAAUAUAAGAAAUCUCUACUAAAUAUUGCAGCUGCCGUUGGAAGCAAAGAAAUGGUAACAUUACUAGUUGAAAAAGGCUUCGACAUUAACAUCCGCGACAAACACAAGAACACUCCUUUACACGCAGCAUGCAUGUCAAACAACUACGAAGCAAUCAGUAGUUUAUUACGUCAUGGCGCCGACGUUAAUUUGACUAACUACUUAUCACAAACGCCUACUCACAUUGCAGCAAAGGCCGGCGACGCAAAAGUAAUCAAACUUCUCUUUGAAUAUGACGUUAAACGGAAUAUGAUUGACGGAAAAGGAGAGACGUUUUUAACAGUAGCUGUGAAGCAUGAUAAAUAUUCAACGGUAGAGUUGUUAUUACAGAACGGCUGUGACGUUAAUGGUCAUGGAUAUGACGGCAAAAGCCUUGUCGAAAUUGCUACAGAAAGUGAGAAUUAUAAAAUAGCGGGUUUAUUACUUUCCUAUGGAGCCAACGUGCAUGGAAUUUCUGAGCUAAAAAAUGCUACAAUUCAUGCUGCAGUGGAGCGUAACGAUCUCCUCCUUGUAGAGUUGUUUAUUUCCCAUAAUGCUGACGUAAAUGCUAUUAAUGAGAGGGGAUGGACUCCAUUGCAUAUCGCAGCCUGGAAAGGUUAUCGAGACAUCUUAGAGUUAAUUAUUCAAAAUGGCGCAGAUGUAAACAAAAAAAAUGGACAAGGUCAAACACCGUUGUAUUUAAGCGCAUUUAAUAAUCACACUGACGUAACGUGGCAGUUGAUUGAAAAUAAGGCCAACAUUCACUCUAAAAAUAACUACGGCUGGACGCCGCUCCACGCCGCUGCUUUUAAUGGACAUACAACCACUAUCAGUGUUCUUUUGAUGGCUCGUUCUAAUGCAAAUGAUAAAACCAAUUUCAACCAAACACCGCUUUAUCUGGCUGUUUACUCAAAUCAAUUGGAAUCAGUCAGUAUCUUAAUCAAACAUUCUGUGAAAAUGAAUACAAAAACAUGUAAUGGUCACACUGCCCUUCAUAUUGCAGCACAAUAUGAAUACAUAGAUAUUAUGAAACUUCUUCUUUCAAACGAAGCACAUGUGAACGUGCAAGACGAAGCUAAGUUAACGCCGCUUCACUUAGCCGUGAUUUGCAAUAAAAUCCAUUCCGUACAAAUGCUUUUACAAAGAGGUGCCCAAAUAGAUAAAAUUGAUGCCAGAGGUAACACAUCUUUGCACAUUUCUUCAGAACGAGGUUACAGUAAUAUGCUAGAGUUGCUACUUGAAAAUGGUGCAUCUAUUAACGCCGUAAACUUCUAUGGCUGGACUUCCCUACACAAAUCUGCAUACAAUAACCAUUAUGAUGUUGCAGAGUGUUUGCUCAUGCAUAACAUAAAAAGCAACAUAACAUCUUGGGGGAGGACCGCUUAUGAUGUGGCUUUACUCAAAGGACAUCAGCAAUUAGCUUGUCUUAUAAAAAACUUCAGAAAAGAUGUUUAGACUCUAAAUCUAAUA
This is a messenger RNA of Hydractinia symbiolongicarpus, 2010 nucleotides long. RefSeq names its product ankyrin-1-like. The transcript has a single exon. Gene Ontology annotation, molecular function: protein binding. The coding region runs from base 433 to 1995 and encodes 520 amino acids. Lineage: Eukaryota; Metazoa; Cnidaria; Hydrozoa; Anthoathecata; Hydractiniidae. The record is from RefSeq and is a predicted model, not a curated record.